Metarhizium robertsii ARSEF 23 is the source of this 1044-nucleotide messenger RNA. RefSeq lists its product as uncharacterized. The record is from RefSeq and is a predicted model, not a curated record. The transcript is spliced from 2 exons. The coding region runs from base 1 to 1044 and encodes 347 amino acids. Lineage: Eukaryota; Fungi; Ascomycota; Sordariomycetes; Hypocreales; Clavicipitaceae.
AUGGCCUCCACCACCUCACCCAUCGUCUCGAAAAUCCUCCAUCUAUCAGACCUCGAGCUUGCCCUCCUCCUCUGUCUCAUCUCCCGCGAACACGGCAUAAUAACCACUCCCUCCGCCUCUCUAUCCCUCCUCACCACCGAACUCUGCCUCGUAGCAACCCGUACCUUUGGGCUUACCUGCUCCAUCGUCGACUGUACGCCCUCCACAACCCUCGACGACUUCGCAUCCGCUCUCCUCCUGCCGCCCAAAUCCACCCAACAACCCCAACAACCAGAUUACUUUGCCCACGGCCCACGGCGAAGCGUACACGCAUCUCCGCUCUUGUCAAGCUCUCAAAUCGCAAACUGCAUCCUCGCCAAGAAUCUUAACCUGGCGCCCAAGUCUGUCCAGAUUCAGGCUCUCGAAUUACUUCGUACACGACGCAUAUUUACACGGACUUCAGUGCAGACUGCCCCCAAGCAGUUCAUCUUUAUACCCGUGUUGGAAGCAGAGGCUCCCGGAAAAGGAGAGCGAGUAACACCACACUUGAACGACUUCUUUUCGUUGGCGCAUUGGCAUGAUCCCGACCAGGGGUUUGUGAAUAUCGACGAGGAAGACGAGGUGGAGCGGGGAUCGGCGGAGAGCGUGAAUCGACGGAAUGACAGUAAUUCGGCCUUGGUACCAGAGAGCGAAAUCAGCCAUCUCGCACAACUCAGUCAACAAGUCCAAGUUGACAUCGAGGUGACCCGUUAUCAAAUGAAUAUUGUAUCCUUCUUACGCAUGCACCGUGCCGUAGCAGACGGCAUAACUCCUAAUGCAACAAAACAUCUCGACAAGUUGAUGCGGUGUCUUGCCCCCCUUCAUGGAGUAGACUUCGUGGCACCUGCACUUGUGGGUCUUGCUGUCAAGAAGGUAUAUUUACACCGGAUACGAAUUACGUCUCCAGAGGAUGAGCGUAGCAUGCAAUGGGGCAGCAAGUUGGAGGCCGUAGCGGCUAUAUUAGCAGACAUGGGACCCGAGGAAGUGGUAGAAGAUGUUUUAGGUAUGGUGACGGCACCGAUAUGA